Crotalus tigris (Tiger rattlesnake) is the source of this 2115-nucleotide messenger RNA. RefSeq names its product histone H2A, sperm-like. The transcript has 2 exons. The record is from RefSeq and is a predicted model, not a curated record. Gene Ontology annotation, cellular component: nucleosome. Gene Ontology annotation, molecular function: protein heterodimerization activity; structural constituent of chromatin; DNA binding. Lineage: Eukaryota; Metazoa; Chordata; Lepidosauria; Squamata; Viperidae. The coding region runs from base 860 to 1273 and encodes 137 amino acids.
UAUCCACACUUUUUUCUUAAAAUGUUUGUGUUCAACAGUUACAUGGAUUCAUAAAUCAUAGACACAGUUCUCUUGCAGUUCAACUUUUUCUUUUUGGAACACCAGAAGGCUUGGCUAGUUGCUGGCUAAUGUUUAUUGUGCCAGCUAUACCCGUUCGUUUUUUAUUUGAUUUUUAAUUAUAUGUUGAUUUUUGGUUGAGCAAGAACACCAUUAGGCCCAUUUAUAUGCAUAUAUAAAUAGAGUAUAUAAAUAGAGUAAAAAUAAAUAUCAACAGAAACAUGAAUCCCGUUACAAGAGAAUAUAUGGUAGCUUGAUUCGUAAGCUUGCUUACGCAAGCAAAUAACCUGAUUAGGUAAUAUCAGUUAACAUUAGCACCUAAUUGUGUAACAACAUGUAUGCAAGCAAACAACCAAACUCAGCCCUAAGUUUGGUUAUUGAUUAUAAAUUGUGGUUUUGAAGGUAAUUUUCCAAAAUGGAUUUCAAGGAAUAGAAAGAAUUAGAAAUAAACAUCCAGUAAAUAGUAAAUCAAAAGAUUUUUCCUAUUAGGUAAGGGCCUUGAGAAUGGAGGAGAGUGGCUAAUGAAUGGCCUGGUAUUCAGCAUACUAGGCUAAUCCAAGCUAGUCAGUGCAACAAAUAUGCCUUGCUUUCUGGAAAUUAUGUGGAAGCUUCCAGGUACUUUUCUUAACAACAGAACAGAAAUAGUUUACCGUUGUUUUCUUUCAGAAAUGGGAUUUUUUCAUUUCCAGUAUCCAAAGCUUGCUUAUCUUCUAAUGUGGAGAACCUAAGGCUAGCAGAUCCAGGCUGCAAAAUUCCAGGCGUCCAUGACCAGAAUUUUCUGGAUAUUUACAUACUAACCAGAAUGUCUGGGCGUGGUAAGAAACAUCCAAAGCCUACACUGCCUGCCAGAAACAGCAAGACUAAAAAAUCUGGCUUGCAGUUUUCUGUGCCCCGAGUUCACCGGUACCUAAGACAGGGCCAUUAUGCUGAAAGAAUAAGUGCAGGAGCGUCGGUGUAUCUGGCUGCAGUCUUGGAAUAUCUGACUGCAGAAGUCAUGGAAUUAGCUGGGAAUGCUGCUCUUCAAAAUAAGAAGCAACGGAUUGGACCGCGCCAUAUCCAGUUAGCAAUAAGGAAUGAUGAAGAGUUGAACAAGUUGUUUGCAAAUGUGACCAUUCCUGAAGGAGGAGUUCUCCCCAAUAUCCAAGCCCCUCUUCUUCCUAAGAAAACAGCACAGUUUAAAGAAACCAAAGGAGAUGAUCAGUCCCAGGAAUUCUGAAAAAUUCUACAUCUUUUCUUGCAAGAACAAUCUUUGCUAAAAGGGAAAGACUGGAAAUUGGGGUGUUUUUUUUAGCAGUUUCCACUGGUUAUCCCCCAAUUAUAUAUGGGUCACACAGUCAUCAAAAGAUGAACAAUGUCCACCUAGCUCUAACAUAAAUGACCUUUAGUCCUGAAUGGAGUGGAGAACUAGUGGUAUACCUCUCUAUUUCCAUACAAACUAAAUAUUAGUGAUCAUCAUUUAUAGUAUUAUGGGAAUCUUGCUGCAGAAGGAAUAGAUGAUGUUUUAUGUUAACCUGGCUAUCCUCAGGUUAGCACUCUUCAGAUAUGUAAUUCUUCAAACUUACAACUUAAGUGGUUUUUCCUGUUUUUUUUUCCCACCAGCCUGUAAGUAAAAUGAUUGGUAUUGGCAAACCCAUUUUGAUAUUCAUCAAGGUUUUGCCCCCAGAUCAGCACUUUAAAUUUAUUUACUUGCAUUAAGGAUUAUGAUUGUGAAAUAGAACUGUAGUUACAUUCUUCCUUGCAUUUAUAUUCUUAGUUUUUAUGAUGUGGGAACUAAUUUGCUUUUACUUCAUGUACCUUUAGAUGAAUUCCUCAUCUCAGAAGUUUGUCAUUGAAUUGAUAAAAAUCCUUCUCGACUGUUGGCUUCAUCUAAUACAAGUCUUUAUGUACUUCAUAAUUAAAAAUGUACCUCACUUGCAAAUGUGUCCAAAAAGGUUUAUAACUCUAAACAGUGAACAUGCUUUUCAUGUCAAAGCUCCCAAGUUGAAUCUCUGGGACCCAUGGGUAGAGUUAUCAACAGUGCUGGUCUAGAUGGAUCAAUAUGGAUGCUGGUCUAGAUGG